AUGUCUAUUAGUCUUAGUCAGCCAGCAGAGAGAAAUUUGUUCUUGCAAGGCAAUAUUAAUAACGACUCGGGUCUCGUGCUCUCGACUGACACUAAACCGAGGCUCAAGUGGACACCUGAUCUUCACCAACGCUUCAUAGAAGCAGUGAAUCAACUUGGUGGAACCGAGAAGGCUACGCCGAAAUCGGUCUUGAAAAUUAUGGGAAUUCAAGGACUAACAUUGUAUCAUUUGAAAAGUCAUCUUCAGGUAAAUUAUUCUCGUAAAUUAGACGCAUAUAUGAUAUAUAUAACUCGAAAAUUCUGCUUGAAAUAUAAUCAGAUUUUCUUAAUCUUCCGAACAUUUUGUGUUUGUGUUAUUAAUCUUUAUUUCUUGUUGCUGUUUUGCAUCAGAAACAUGCAUUUGGGUGAAGCCAUACAAAUGCAAAUCGAAGUUCAACGAAGGCUACAUGAACAGCUUGAGGUGCAGCGGCAUUUGCAGCUUCGUAUAGAGGCACAGGGAAAAUACUUACAAUCGGUGCUCGAGAGAGCACAAGAAACACUCGGUGGACAAAAUCUAGAAGCUUCCAAGGUCCAAAUAUCGGACGUAGUGUCCAAAGUAUCCACUCAAUGCCUCAACAUGGAAUUUUCCGGAAUGAAAGAUGUUUCGGGUUUGUACCUUCCGCAGAAGCUAACGAUACAUCAGCACGCGGAUUGCUCGACUGACAGCUGUUUAACCUCGUCAUGCGAAAAUCCCCUAAGAGAAAACGAGCUUUACAAGAAUUCGGCCCGUUUAAAAGCAGUUAGUUUUGGAGCAAAUUUAGAGGCAAGAAAUAACAACAACAAUAAUAAUAAUAACGAUAAAGAUAAAGUGGAUAGAGGGUUCUUUUCGGAACAGAGUUCGGAAAAUUUGUCGAUGAGCUUAGGUUGUGAUCAGAAGAAGAUGAUGAAAAUGGAGAUGAAGAAGAAAAUGCUGGAUUUUUCGACAAGAUUGGAUCUCAACACAGAGGAUGAAAGUGAUGGAGAUCAUUUUAGUUGCAGGGAGUUGGAUUUAAAUGGAUUUGGCUGGGGAUGA
This is a messenger RNA of Striga hermonthica, 1050 nucleotides long. The record is from the annotation of a GenBank genome assembly. NCBI's taxonomy places the organism in Eukaryota, Viridiplantae, Streptophyta, Magnoliopsida, Lamiales, Orobanchaceae.